This is a messenger RNA of Ambispora gerdemannii, 963 nucleotides long. Lineage: Eukaryota; Fungi; Glomeromycota; Glomeromycetes; Archaeosporales; Ambisporaceae. The record is from the annotation of a GenBank genome assembly.
AUGAAAGCAUUGUUGAAUAUUAUUUAUCUAGUCAAGAGACUCAUUGAUGACGGAUACGGGAAUACUACUAUUUUCGAUGUUUGUUACAUUCCAAGAAGUCAUCCUAGAAAUGAUCCACUAGGGUGCUAUGUUAGAAACGUGAAUUCUGCCGAGACUUUCAAUGGACUUGCUAGUUUAGGUUUUGCCGAUCCACAGCGAGCUAAAAAUCUGAUGGAUCCGGGAUUUUGCGUCAACUAUUGUGGUAACUACCUUUUUAAAUAUGCUGCUCUCGGAAAAGGAAAAGAUUGUCGCUGUGGAAAAGAUAAUAGUCUCGCAGCCUAUACUGAACUAAAUGACACUGAAUGCAAUAUCACUUGUGUUGGCAGUAAAACUGAUAUGUGUGGAGGGGAAGAAGCUUAUACUGUUUAUGACACAAGUGAACUGCCAAGCUAUAAAGUGCCUAAGAUAACUAUUAAUGAAAAACUUGAUAUAAUUCAUAAUCUUGAGAACAACCCACAGUAUAAAGGAUGUAUCGCAGAUAGUCCUUUUUGUAAUAGAAGAACCUUAAACGCCGCAUCCGAAACGUUCACUAAUAUGACGGUUGAUAAGUGCAUAGACUUUUGCAAAAAAGGUGGUUUCAACUACACGGGAUUAGAAAUGGGAACUGAAUGUUAUUGUGGUAAUACUUACGAUCCUACCAAUUUAAAAACAGAAGAAUGUAGUACUAGUUGUCCAGGCAAUAAUUCACAAAUGUGCGGCGGUCCUUUAGCUCUUAGUGUAUAUGAAGUCCCUCCUCUAACGUCAGCUCAUAGUGUAACUCCCGCUUCAGUACUAGGUUUGAGCGUUGGGCUGGUAGCAGGAUUCCUUCUGAUUUGUCUAGGAAUAUGGUUUUAUCUACGAAGACGACCAAAAAAACAGUCGGAUUUUUCUGAUGAAAGUUGUAGCAGUAACAUUUCUUCUGAUGAUGAUAAGAUAAACACAUGA